Molecule: messenger RNA, 171 nt
Organism: Helobdella robusta
Lineage: Eukaryota; Metazoa; Annelida; Clitellata; Rhynchobdellida; Glossiphoniidae
Exons: 1
Biological process (GO): receptor localization to non-motile cilium; cilium assembly
Cellular component (GO): BBSome
Source: RefSeq, a predicted model, not a curated record
AUGUCUACUGCAAAGCCAACACUUAAUUACAUUCUACCGAAAGAUGGUGCAUUAAUUCAGGAAGAUGUGCCCACAAUGAUACUAUGCAAGCCAAAAAUACUUCCACUAAAGUCCGUAACUCUUGAAAAGUUAGAGAAAAUGCAAUCAGAGGCGGAAAAGCAGGCAAAGCAA